UAGACAGAAAGCAGGCAGCGUUCACACCACCAUCUGCUGUAGACAUUCAUGGGGCGGCAAAAGUUAGGUGUGGUGUCCUGAUAUCACCUUCCACAUGUUGAAGGGGUUCUCUCAUUCUUUGGAGCCACCCAGCCCACUCAGCAGCUUCUUUUUCAGUGAGUCACUUUCACGAGAAAAAGUCUGGAUGUUGGGAAAGACUUUAAUGCGAAUCCCGGUUGGCUGGCAGAGAGGUCUGGCCCUUCUGGAAUUUCGGCGCGUAGUGGGGGCGAGGGGGGAGCGUUUCAAAGCGAACCUUGAAUGAAAGGACAGCGUUCCUUUCCCCUCAUAACUGUGGGAAGAGUACAGUUAAGGAAGACUCCUGCUGCGGGCGGCCAUCAAAGGGAAGGCAGGACCCUGCAGUCGCGACUCUCCUUUGAGGCUGGCCGGAGCUGGCUGUUGGUGACAUGAGUUCCUGAGGGGCGGAGUUGGGCUCUCGUCCGCCCUGCCCUGCCCUGCAUCUGGGAGAGGGACCAACCCAGCCGAGGCUCUCUCUGCCUCCUGCUCUCCUCCACCAGCAUGGAUGCGGGCUCUGGCCCCACCAGCUCCAAUUCUAGUCUUCAGGAAGGCCCUUUCAGCUGCCCCAUCUGCCUCGACGCUCUGAAGGACCCGGUCACCAUCCCUUGCGGCCACAACUUCUGCCUGAGCUGCAUCGGAGUGCACAGGCACCACCCGGGGGCCGUUACAGGAUCCGCGGGGCAAAGUACUUCUCGGUGCCCCCUCUGCCAGGAACCUUUCCCGGCCGAUCUCCAGCUCCGUAAAAACCACAUAUUGGCCGAACUGUUGCAGCUCCGCCAACAAUCCGGCGGCCCGAGUAGUCCGAGCUCGACCAUGUUCCCCGAGGAGGCGUCCUGCGCCUCUGGAAACCCCGGCAGCAGUCCCGAGGACCCCGAUCCGCAGCAAGAGGAGGUGCUUUGCGACUUCUGCACCGAAGGCGAGCGAGCCCGUGCGGCGCAGUCGUGCCUGGUGUGCCUGGCGUCCUUCUGCGCUCCCCACCUGCAGCCGCAUCUCAAAAAUCCCGCUUUCCAAGGCCACCGGCUGGUGCCGCCCUUACGGCACAUCGAGGAGAGUCUCUGCAAACUGCACCUCAAGCCCUUGGAGAGCUUUUGCCGGACGGAUCGGAGCUGCAUCUGCCAACUGUGCAGGGCCCAGGAGCACCGGAGCCAUGAGGUGGUGGCGGUGGAAGUGGAGCGGGAGCACAUGGAGGCCCAGCGACCAAAAAUUCUGAGCAACGUUGAGAAUCAACUAGAUGAACUCGAAGUCACUAUCGCACAGACAAAGAGGACAGUGGAUCUUAUAAAAGGGACUGCUCAAAAGGAGAAGGAGAAGGUCAGCAAACUUUUCAUCGAGACAGCCAAGGUCCUUGCAGCCUUUCAGAAGGAGAUCUUCGGGUUCAUCGAGGAUGGUGAAAGGGCUAUGCUGAGUGGGGCAGAGGAGGAGCUGCAGCAGAAAGUAGCAAAGCGUGCCAUGCUGAUGGAAUGCAAGCAGAACCUGGAGAAGGUCCCCAGCACGGAUGCUAUCUCUUUCCUUCAGGAGUUCCAGGCUCUGAAAAUAGCAGCAGAGGAGAAAAACUUCCCAUGCACAAGUUUCCCCAAAGAGCUGAGCUUUAUUAAAUCCAGCCAGGCCGUGUUUGUUGUGAAGGAGUUGCUCGUGAACAUUUGCAAGAACCAGUGGGACCAGCUCUCAGGGAAGGGGGAUGAAGAGCCCCUUCUUUAUGGGAUGUCAGAAGUGACCAGUGAGUCCAAGAUUUCAGAAAAAAGCAACCCUGCCUGUUUGGAGGCACGAGAAUAUUUCCUCAAAUUUGCUUUCAUCAUUGACCUGGACAGUGAUACUGCUGACAAGUUCCUCCAGCUCUUUGGAACAAAAGGGGCUAAACGCGUGCUGAAUCCAAUUGCAUACCCUGAGAGCUCAAGCAGGUUCAUCAACUGUGAACAGGUGCUGGGCGAGAAUAUAAUGAAUCGUGGCAACUAUUACUGGGAAGUAGAGAUCAUUGAUGGUUGGGUGAGCAUUGGUGUCAUCGCAGAGAAUUUCAACCCUCGGGAGUCGUAUGACAGAGGCCGCCUGGGCAGGAAUGAGCAGUCUUGCUGUCUGCAGUGGAAUGGACAGAGCUAUGUAGCCUGGUUUGGUGGCUUUGACUGCAUUAUAGAGCAGCCUUUCUUCCAUACAAUUGGGGUGUACCUGGAGUAUUCUGAGAAAGUGCUCACUUUCUAUGGAGUCAAAGAUAGCAAGAUGACGUGCCUGCAGCAGUUGAAAGUUGCCCGCUUCAAAAAAGGCCAUUUUGACCCCUUUCAGAAUAAGAUCAACCACCAGUUUCCAUCGUUAUUUACACAUAACCUCAAACCAGCCUUUUUCCUUGAAAGUGCAGAUGCCCACAUGCAGCUUGGGCCCUUAAAGAGGGAUUGUGUUUCAGUGUUGAAGCGACGGUAAUUCACUCAGAGUCUGGUGGGGAACAGAAGACUAAAAAAACAUCGUCAAAAUUAAAUCUCUGUUGCAACAGUGUGUCACCUUCAUGAUAUAUAAGGCUCUUAGACUUCUCACUUUUAAAGCCCUGAUACUUCUGAGCAAUUCCAUGGACAUUUUCUAUGAUGGCCUUUUAAAACCAUGUCUUGGUUCUUAGUCAUGGACAUAUAAUAUCUGGGUUUAAUCCAAAGCACUAAGUGUUUUCCUUUUUACCUACUAGUUUUGAUCACGGUGCUUUUCUUUCUGCAGGAUAUCCCUAGAAGCAGUGUCCUUGCUGAGAAUGCACAGCAAGGCAGAUAAAGAUAGCCCUUCAAGUUCUGCUCUAUGAGCCAGAGGACCAGAUGUAGAGUGCAAAUGUCUGAAUCCCUUUUGAAUUCAACAAAGCAGAUAGAAUAAUGCAGGAGAGAGAAUUUUGUAAGGGGGUAAUUCAAAGUACAUUGCUGGAAUAUUUUAGAUCAGGUUAUUCUCCCCAGGAAGAAAUGAAGGAAUGUCGUAUCAGUUUAAUCAUUUAAAACAAGAUUGCACAGAGCACUUGAGAAUAUAUUACAUGGAACAAUUAAAUAGAUUGUCAUUAAUGCUAACUGUUGCAGAGAUUUUUCCACUCCGACUUCUGUUCUAGAAGAUAAUUAAUCUCUUGGCUUCUCUAUUGACAGCCAGUGCCAGUUGUGAUGCCAUGGUGUGAUGUUCACCAAGGUCUAAUCUAACAAGAUUAUAACAUGGAUGGUUUUGUGAUGCUUCCAUAGUGAAUGUCACCCAUCUAGACAGGGCUGUCCCUAGGAGGGCGCAGGGCUGGGGGCAAGUGGCAACCACCCCUCCUCAGCCACCACUCCUCAUCCCCCACCUUCCAAUAGCAUAGCGCUAAGGACUUUGAUUGCAUCCCUCCUUGUUCCAGCGUUCUUCCUUCAGACAUUUUAAAACUUAUGCAAUGUGUCCCCUCCUUUAUUUCUGUAUGCCAGGCUGCUGCAAAAGGCACAGGAGCAAGAAAAAAAGGUCUCAAUUCUGCAGGGAAGGGGAAGACUAGAUAAUCUGUCACAGAGGAGGCUCAGGACCCUCCCCAAACCACAAUUCUCAGGAUUCUUUUGAGGAAGACAAGUUAAAGGGAUAGAAAACCGAUACUUAAGAGUAAACUUAUGUAGGACUGUCUGUCUUGCAGCCCUACAGGAUUCUUAUAUUUUCAAAAAUAAGUCCCACUGUGUUAGAGCAUUACUCCCAGAUAAGUGUAGGAUCGCAUCCUCAGGCUGCAGUUUUAAACAUAUUUUAAUGAGUAAGGCUGUGACUCUAUGCACACUUUUCUGGGAUUAAAUCAGACAUACACUGGAUUGCUCCACUGCAUUUAGCGCUGCAUUUUCCCUUUCAUUUAGUGAGACUCUACUCCUGAGUAAACAUAGGCUUGCCCUAGAAACUCCACUGAACUAGAUGGAACUGAGAGUUCCCUGGAAAGCCUUUUAGGCUCUGCAGUGGAGGGGGAACUCCUGCUUCUCCACCAGCAGUGUCUCUGCGUGGAUGCUGGGGCUUUGCCAGCAGUAGCAGAAGAGGGAGAGAGGCAGCUGAGGCCCUGCCAGGUGGAACUGGGGGGGGGGGAGGAGCACGCACUGGGAACACAGGGAGCUGGGAUGAUGCUUCUCUUGCUUUCACCAGGUACUUGUUUCCAGCUGGUGCUGGGUGAAGCUGACCAGGAGCCAGGUGACCCCCGCCGCCUCCUCUGGCCCCAGGGGGAUUCCCAAGGGAGAGCAGCCCCCUGAUGGUGCACCUGGGACCCCACAGCCCCACCAAGGGCAGAAGCCCGCUCAACACCUUGCAAGGGAGGGGUGCAGCAAUGAUUGAUGCUGGUUCCCAGCCCCUAGACAUGGUGGCGGCUUGUGGGCAAGAGAAACUACAGAAAGUGUUUCCCGCCUCAUAAUAGGUGUGCAGAGGGCCUGGGCGCAGAGCCCGGGAGAGCACAGGGCUGGGGGCAAUCACCCUGGUUGCCCUGCUUAAAGGACAACCCUGCAUCUAGACGUGAUUGUCAAGAAUCCCAUUAGUUGCACAAACAAAAUGACCAAAGCACAGUUACUAUUCUGUAUCCACAAGUGGAAUCUAUUGGAACAUAGGAAGCUGCCAUAUACUGAGUCAGACCAUUGGUCCAUCUAGCUCAGUAUUGUCUACCCAGACUGGCAGCAGCUUCUCCAAGGUUGCAGGCAGGAAUCUCUCUCAGCCCUGUCUUGGAGAUGCUGCCAGGGAGGGAACUUGAAACCUUCUGCUGUUCUCAGAGCUGCUCCAUCCCCUGAGAGGAAUAACUUACAGUGCUCACACUUCUAGUCUCCAAUUCAUAUGCAACCAGGGGAGACCCUGCUUAGCUAAGAGGACAAGUCGUGCUUCAUAUAUCAAAGUGAAAGAACCAGCAGACCACAUGCCUUCAACUUGGGCUUUUCCAUGUGGUCAAAGGAGGUGUGCCAAAAGCAAUUUAAAACUGUUGCUAGAUACAUUUGCAAAUGAUCUUCCAGUGAGAGUUGUGUGAUAACUUGUCCACAAACAAUAGCAAAUGACUUUGAUUGGAGGGAUACCUGUGCUGCAGAUUCCUUAUUUUUUAAAUCUUACUAGAAGAGUAGUCUAGCACAGAAGUUGAGCUGUCAGGGAGUGUACUGCCUCCAAUUUAACACUCACACCAUAGUAGUGCAAUUACAACACCAAGGGAUCUGGAAAAGGAGAAGAACUAGGCUGGACUUCUUAACUGGCUAAUCCCACUAUAGAGAUGCAGCCCUGAAAACUGAAGAUGUAGCACUGAAGUAGAAUACUCCAGUGUAUCAUUGUAUACCCACAGUAUCAGUGGUGUGCAAUGUCAUGUGUUUGCCACUGGUGUUUAAAAAGUGUCACAGAGUGAACUGAUUGGAAGGGAAGUUAUACGUUAGGAGGCAAUAUGGGGAGCAAGGCAGAAGACUGGACUGUUCAGCAUCUGGUUGGAUAAAACAUUAUCCUCUUCUGUGUGGCAGUGUAUUUGAAGAGUAUUAUAUCUGCUCCUCAGUCACCUCUUCUCCAGGCUAAUCAUACCCAGUUCCUUCAGCCUUUCUUCAUAGGGAUUCUUUGCUAGAUCCCUGACCUUUUUGUUGCCCCAUAGUGUUUUCCUACCCCAGAAAGUAAAACAGCUGCCAUUUUUCUGUUAAGAGGUGGAAGCCCUAGAGUUAAUGGCUCUGAGUACAGAGCCAUGGAACUGAGUUCGAGAAUACAUUGGGUUAAGGGAGAGAAUGGAGAUUGGAAUGCUUAUAUAUGGCAAAGAUCUAUUUGUCCCAGAUAGCCCUGUUUCUAUUCUAAGUAUGUUACUUGUAAAAGGGAUAAAAAGGAGCGCAUUUAUCGACCCCUCCACAUUGUUCAUCACUAAGUCCAGUACUUUUGUCAAGUGUCUGUUGUCUGGCUCCUAAAAUUUGGACUGGCUCCUAGAUCCAAAUAAAAUUUGUCAGUUUUCUGAAUUAAUUUAAUAAAUCUAAAAACCCACUGAGACUAUUCAGGAGGAAAAAACUGUCUCCCUUAAGUGAUGCUAUAAUAGAUUUAUAGUCAGAUUGUUUGAGUUGGCCUAGGUUGGAAGAGUUACAGAUUUUUCCUGAUGGCAUUACAGAGCCCAACCUACUUUAACCCAAAUUAAAUUGUUCUGUCUUUGGCUGGGGGAAUGGUGAUGGUAUUGAAAGAGAUAAGCCUUUGGAUGCCUUCCAUCUCUAGGAUAUAAUGAACUACCAGUUAAUUACAGUUCGUAAUAUAAAUUAUGGUAAUAGGGGAGAAAAAACUAAGCUAAUUUAGAGACAGAUUUGAUUUUUACAAUUCCAAUACUUAUUUUCAUGCAUUCCUUGAAGAACUACUGAAAUAUUUGUAAUACUGAGACCAUGGAGCCAAUGAGGCACACCAAUCUCUCUAUAAACAUUUCCCUCAGUAUUAGUCAGUAUAUUGCCGAUCUCCCAAGGUUUGCUUUUUAUACAAAAUACAUGUACUGUAGCUGAAAAUUAUGAAUCAGAUUGUGAGAUUAAUUACAUGAGUUCAGCUUACACUGCUGUCUGAGCCUUGCUUAGAGCCAUUCCUGCCUACACUACCAGCAACAAACAGUGAGGUCACCAUAGUUAUUUCCAUUAGCAGAAGCAGAAAAUAACUACACUGACAGCUCACAGUACCAACACAAAAAAUCCAUCUCUGGACUGCACUACUAUACAGUAAUAUGGUUUUACCAGCUCAUCUUUCAGCUAGAUACUAAGCAGGAACAUAGGCUGUAAUUCUUGACAUAUUUACCUGAGAGUAAGCCCAACUUAACAUAAUUAUUUCCAAGUAAACAUGCUUAGGACUGGGCUGUCAGAUAUUAAGUCUGACUGAACUGAGCAAGACUUGCUUCUUAGUAAGUAUGCUUACAACUGCAGCCUUAUAACUUCCUUUAUUAGUACUGGUUAUUAAUAGAAUACUGUUAGCACAAAUGUUGCAACUGCUAUAUUCUUAACAAGGCUUUGGGGAUAAACUGGAAUAAUGAAAUUUCACACUGAACCUGGCUUUAUUAUUUGUUCUUUCAUAAGCAAAAGGGUAAAGCCAAUACAUUUGUUUCUUUAGAUAAGACUGUGUGCUAUUGCUGCUUUUCCUAAGCUGUUACGGUGGUAACCUUUCUGGGUUUUUUUUUCUCCUAAAGCACAUAUUUACUGUAUAGAAUUUUUAAAUGUGUGAGGAAAUGAGAAUCUACAGCUUCUAUUAAAUAAUAUACAAACAA
Molecule: messenger RNA, 7207 nt
Organism: Hemicordylus capensis (graceful crag lizard)
Lineage: Eukaryota; Metazoa; Chordata; Lepidosauria; Squamata; Cordylidae
Gene: TRIM47
Product: tripartite motif containing 47
Exons: 6
Coding region: 556-2463 (635 amino acids)
Molecular function (GO): protein binding; zinc ion binding
Source: RefSeq, a predicted model, not a curated record